Clarias gariepinus (North African catfish) is the source of this 1887-nucleotide messenger RNA. RefSeq names its product autophagy related 4A, cysteine peptidase (gene atg4a). NCBI's taxonomy places the organism in Eukaryota, Metazoa, Chordata, Actinopteri, Siluriformes, Clariidae. The transcript is spliced from 13 exons. The record is from RefSeq and is a predicted model, not a curated record. Gene Ontology annotation, molecular function: protein-phosphatidylethanolamide deconjugating activity. The coding region runs from base 81 to 1316 and encodes 411 amino acids.
CCACAAUUCCGCGCUUCAGUGUGUGUGUGUGUGUGUGUGUGUGUGUGUGAGUGAGAGUUUAAACACACUGCUGGGGCAGGAUGGAGGCAGUUUUAGCCAAGUAUGAAAACCAGAUCAACGUCUUCUCAGAGUUCUUAGAGGAUUUACCGGACAGUGAAGAGCCGGUCUGGGUUUUAGGACAAUCUUAUAACAGUAAGACAGAAAAGUCAGCGCUUCUCUCAGACGUGCGUUCGCGGCUGUGGUUUACGUACAGGAGGAAGUUCAGCCCUAUCGGAGGAACGGGUCCGUCGUCAGACACGGGCUGGGGCUGCAUGCUGCGCUGUGGACAGAUGAUCCUGGCUCAGGCCCUCAUCUGCAGCCAUCUGGGAAGAAGGUGGCGGUGGGCGAGUGGGCGGAGUCAGCCACCUGAGUACCAGCACAUCCUCCACUGCUUCCUGGACAGAAAAGAUAGCUGCUAUUCAAUUCACCAGAUGGCUCAGAUGGGUGUGGGCGAGGGUAAAUCUGUUGGAGAGUGGUACGGUCCGAACACAGUAGCACAAGUUCUCAGGAAACUCACACUGUUUGAUGAUUGGAGUUCGUUAGCCGUGUACGUGUCAAUGGACAACACUGUAGUGAUCGAAGACAUCAAGAUGCAGUGUCAUCAGGGUACGACUGGCGGCGUUGACGUUCCUCUCCCCGGCGAGUCGUCGUCAGGACACGGGCCGAGGGACGACCCCGAGCGGCGUCAGGCUCCGUGCCCCGUCUCCCAUUCCCGACGCCUUUCCCAGCAUUCCCUGGACUGGAGGCCUCUGCUGCUCCUCAUCCCGCUCCGCAUGGGCAUCAACAGCAUCAACCCCAUCUACAUCCAGACCCUGAAAGAAUGUUUUAAGAUGCCGCAGUCGUGUGGAGUCCUCGGGGGGAAACCCAACCUGGCCUUCUACUUCAUUGGGUUCAUCAAUGAUGAGUUGAUCUAUCUGGACCCUCACACCACACAGUCGGCCGUGGACUCGGAGACGGACCUCAUGGUGGAUGAUCAGAGCUACCACUGCCAGAGGAACCCCCACCGCAUGAAGAUCACCAGCCUGGACCCGUCUGUAGCACUGGGCUUCUUCUGUAAGAGUGAGGAGGACUUUGACUGCUGGUGUCAUCAGGUUCAGCAGGAAAUCCUGAGGAAGAGGAACCUGCACAUGUUCGAGCUGGUGGACAAACACCCGCCUCACUGGCCUCCGUUUGUCCCUCCCAGUAAACCUGAGGUCCAGACCACCGGAGCAGAGUUCAUCGAGUCCACAGACAAGCUGUUCGAGUCGGAGGAGGAGUUUGAGAUCCUGAACGUGUGACGCUUCCUCCUGACUCUCACCGCACAAGUGCCUCAGAUCAACACCAAGCACAAACACCCACACGCAAAAAACACAUCUGUUAAACACCCUGCUGGAGACGGAGACGGAGACGCAGCAGUCAGAGUUCUGCAGCGCAGGACGUCAGUAUUUACAGCCGAGACCUCGAGCGCUCUCAGCCGCGCGCCGCAGGGCAACGCCAAGGAUCACUGUAGCCACUCUGUGUGUGUGUGUGUGUGUGUGUGUGAGCUUUUACCCUGUGUAGCGUCAAACCCUGUGUGUGCGUUUUUAUAAAACCGUUUGGAGGACUGUGUGGUUGUGUGAACUGUACUGUAUCACGACAUCAUCAUCGGACCCGUGAGAGAACAGCCUGAUGAUGAUGAUGAUGAUGAUGAUGUCCCCCCACACACACACACACACACACACACUCACACCCUCCUGUCGCUGGGGGACGACGAGUUUAAGUGCCUCUUGCAGUGAUGUUUCUCUCACUCGCAAUCGGACGAGACAAGCGAUGAAUUACACGUUGCAGUCGUACAUACGCGUGAAAAUAAAGAUAUUUAAUGCACCCUUU